CUAGAGAGAGGCUCCCGGACGCACUCAUUUGCAGCAGCUUUGGGAGUUUCCUUCUUUUCUUCCUUGGUUGAAACCAAGGAAAUGUCUCAGUCCCAGGAAGUUCACUGAGCGAGCGAGAAAGAACAUUUCCUGGUGGUGUCAGACCUCUUGUGAGAUUACCAGUAGCGUGCAGCGUACAGAAUUCUGCCUGCAGGUGUGGAUGACAAGAAAAACCCAAAUGCUGCAGAUCAGAAUGAAUUCCGCAAGCUCUGCACAGAAGGCAUCAUGGCGGUCUUGGGCUCUAUGCUGCUUGGGAUGGUAUUUUGCUGUGUGAUCCAUCUGUGGAGGAAGAGAAGACGGCGCAUCGCUGCAGCUUCAGCAUCUCAGGCCGACAUCAGCAGACGCACCUCAGACAUGGGGAGCUGGAUUCCCCGCUCCAACCCCUCUGAGACCUGGACCCAACAGCCGUCGCCCGUGCCUGCAAAACUGCCUCGCCAGCCACGGGGCCGCCCGCCUCGCCCGCCUCCACCACAGGUCCCAUGGCUGUCCAACUCAGCCAGUCGGGUGCUGCAGGACCAGUACAGCAGCCUCGACUACCCCGAGACAGAGGAACCACCCCCCCGACCCCCAAAGCCAGUGCCCCGAUCAAGGGUCUGAGGCAGCUCCACGAGGCUACAGAUUUGGGGUACACCAAAAACACCCCUGUCUUGGUGGGCAGAGACUCCCGGCGCACCCAGCGCUGUUUGCUUGCCUUUAUUUAUUUAAUAAAUUCUAAAAAUCCUA
Molecule: messenger RNA, 762 nt
Organism: Strigops habroptila (Kakapo)
Lineage: Eukaryota; Metazoa; Chordata; Aves; Psittaciformes; Psittacidae
Product: serine/arginine repetitive matrix protein 1-like
Exons: 2
Coding region: 265-636 (123 amino acids)
Source: RefSeq, a predicted model, not a curated record